Molecule: messenger RNA, 1630 nt
Organism: Metopolophium dirhodum (rose-grain aphid)
Lineage: Eukaryota; Metazoa; Arthropoda; Insecta; Hemiptera; Aphididae
Gene: Vsp37A
Product: vacuolar protein sorting-associated protein 37A
Exons: 8
Coding region: 445-1386 (313 amino acids)
Biological process (GO): protein targeting to vacuole; protein targeting to membrane; ubiquitin-dependent protein catabolic process via the multivesicular body sorting pathway
Cellular component (GO): ESCRT I complex
Source: RefSeq, a predicted model, not a curated record
GCUUGUUGUGAUCAUACCUUGUUAUUUGGAAAACCAUGGCUUUAGAAUUUAGAUUUUAGAUAUUCACAAUUUAGCCAUGGUACUUUAAGAUUAUAUCUUUGAUAAUCCGUAAUCGUGAUUCUGUAUUUCUGUGUUUACAGUUAAGUUGAGUAGUUUGUCUAUGCUUAAUAACACUGAUCACUAGAAUAGUGAAUACUGAAUACAUCAAAUUAUUAUACAAAAUAAUACAAUUAACAUUUUUCUUGUCUAGACAUUAAAUAUAUCUCAUUCAGUUUUCAAUUUAAAACGGUUCCGGGUUCGUGCAUGAUUGAAGACAUGACUGACUCAGCUGCGAAUUCUAGACAAAUUCGGUGAUUGAAUAAAUUUGAUGUUGAUUACACUAUUUCGUCCUGUCGACUUUUACUUCGAUUGAGAUUACAACUUUCAGUGACCAAAUUGUUGAAAAUGCUUUCCACAAACUUGUAUAACAACAUCGACUUAUCCAGAAAACGUGAACAACAAAUUGAUACGUUAAAAGUUUUUAAUGAAAAUGUUACAGAAAUUAGUUUUGAUAAAGAAUACUCUGUUGAAUUUCCUACAAAAGCUGGGAAUUUGAGUCUGGUCAUUGAAUUGGGAUCAAAAUUUCCUUUCGAGAAGCCCACUAUGAAAAUAUGUCCUCGAAUUACCCAUAAAUGGGUGGAAACUACUGGUGAAAUUGUUCUAGCUCCAGGAUUGAUGAAUUACACUAUUCACUCUGAUUUAGGAAGGGUAGUACAGGUCAUAAGAAGAGAGUUUGAAUUAGACCAAUCACUUACACUGGCAAAUGGUGGUAAUAAUAAUGGUUUUUCAGGGAAUAUCGUCAUUGGUUCUUCCAAAAAUGCAAUCACCUCUCUCAGUAAUGAUGUAGAAUUUUUUAGUCUCGCGAAAUUAACGUCAGCUGAAUUACUACGUUUAAAUAAUAAUGUUGAUUGCCUAGAUGAAUUUAUUUCAGAAUUACCAUCAAUUGAAGCAUCUAAUAAAAACAUUGAAAAUACCAUCACAAAAAUAAUGGACUUAGCAAAUUCAAACAUGUCUAAGGAAGAACCAAUAAAUAAUUUAAGAUUAGAAAUAUCAAAACAAUUAGAAACAAUAGAAACUUAUCAAAAAUCAUAUGCUGGACUCUCGACAAAGUAUGUUAAGUUAUCAGAGAAAUAUUCUCCACAAUCAAUUUCGGAUAAUUUAAAAAAAGCUGCGUUGAAAUGUGAUGAGGAAAGUGAACGAAUAGCAGAACAGUUUUUAAAUGGCGAUAUAGAUUGUGAUAAAUUUCUACAAGUGUAUGUGAAAUCAAGAACUGUGUCUUAUACAAGGAAGGCAAAAGAAGACAGACUGAACUAUCAGUUAAAGCAAUUGAAAGAGGCUGGGUUUUAAAUAUUGUUAAUUUUAUAAGUUUAUAACUGAAAAAUGUUAUCAAUUUUAUUAUAUUUGUGUGCAUUUGGUGCAAUAUCAAAUUUGGUUAACCCAAUUUUGUCAAUUCUUUAUUGUAUCUAUAUCAUUCCGUGUUAUGUUGAAGCCUUUAAAAAGCUUAAUACUCGUGAAAUGACUAUGUGAUUUAAUCUGUCUUUUAAAAGGCUUGUUCAAUUGAUUUUUCUAUUAAUAUAUUUUUAUUUAUACA